CCCAGGAAACAACACAACACAGCACACACCAUAGACCUCCACUAGCUCUCUUCGUUAUCCCAAAAUGGCCUCCCCAACCUCACCCCCUCUCCUCCUCCUCCUCUUCUUCCCCUUCCUCCUCUUCACCCUCUCCCACGCCGCCACCUUCAACAUCGUCAACAACUGCCCCUACACCGUAUGGGCUGCCGCGGUCCCCGGCGGAGGUCGCCGGCUCGACCGCGGCCAGUCCUGGAACAUCAACGUCAACCCCAAAACCACCGGGGGCCGCGUCUGGGCCCGCACCGGCUGCUCGUUCGACGGCAACGGCAACGGGCACUGCCAGACCGGUGACUGCGGUGGUAAACUCGCCUGCACGGCCUACGGCGCCCCGCCCAACACCCUCGCCGAAUUCGGCCUCAACCAGUUCCAGAACCUCGACUUCAUCGACAUCUCCAACGUCGACGGCUUCAACGUGCCGAUGGACUUCAGCCCCACCGGCGGCUGCAGCAGGGGCAUCCGGUGCACGGCCGACAUCGUCGGGCAGUGCCCCAACGAGCUCAAGGCUCCCGGCGGCUGCAACAACCCGUGCACCGUCUUCAAGACUAAUGAGUACUGCUGCACCUCCGGGAGCUGCGGGCCAACCAAGUUCUCCAAGUACUUUAAGGACAGAUGCCCGGAUGCGUACAGCUACCCCAAGGACGAUCAGACCAGCACCUUCACUUGCCCCGGGGGGACCAACUAUAAGGUUACCUUCUGCCCUUGAGGUCCUGCUUUCCUCCAUGCAAGCGAAGUUCCAAGAAUAUAUAUAUAUAGACUCUUGGGAGGCUGGGAGCUAGUAAACUGCUAAUUACUAUUCUGUAAUAAAUUAAGUGAAUGUGAGCUCCAUAAGCUUGCGAGAUUGAAAUAAUUAAAUAAUAAGAGGUGCACCGCAGAACGUGCCAUUACUUUUAAAACAGUUCA
Messenger RNA from Phoenix dactylifera (date palm), 939 nucleotides. The record is from RefSeq and is a predicted model, not a curated record. NCBI's taxonomy places the organism in Eukaryota, Viridiplantae, Streptophyta, Magnoliopsida, Arecales, Arecaceae.